CCACCACAAUCAACCAGAUUCUUAUUCUUAAUAAUAGCGGCAAUAAGCUGUUAUUUUCUUUUUAUGGAUUAUAUACUCUACAACCGUAUGCAGAAUUAUUCGAUUAAGCCAGUGAAAAACGAGAAAAAUUACAUAAGCAAAGUUCCUUGUGACGUUGAUCCAUUUUGUGUUGUUACGAUAAAGGCAUUAAUGUUAGACUAUCCGAAUUUGUAUAUUUUGAGUCCUUUAGCGUCGGUGAUUGAUCAUAUUUUGGGUAUAAGCAGCACUUGGUCAUGGAUAACUCCAAAUAUGAUAAGCGCAUUUCACGUGCUGAUAGCAUUAUUGGCUGGGCAUUGUGUUGCUAGUAAUUCCUUGUCAGAUCGACGACUCGGUGUGAUUUUGUUUGAGUUUCGCACUUGGUUGGAUGAUUUGGAUGGACACGUAGCCAGGAGAAGGAAGCAUAUAAUUGGAGAGCAUUCGGAUGUUGGCUCAGCCGGUUAUUGGAUCGAUGGUCUAUGCGACGCUUUGGGCUGCGUAGCUCUUAUGACUGGAAUUUUUUUUUUCCUCAAAAGAAAUCCGCCACGCAGAGGCUAUGAAAAGCUGCGAAGAAUCUAUCCUUGUAUAGAGAGUCAAGAUGCUAAUACCGAAAUUAUUUAUAAGAGGCUUCGCUUUCGGGCUUUGAUAAGGAACAUUCUGUUGCUAACUGGACAUCUUAUGAUCACGUCAAUCGGAUGGAAUAGGUAUAUCGCAUUAUAUCAGGAUCUGUUGGAGACUAAUGACAAUUCCUUGGCUAUUACAAUGAGCGAGCUUUAUGCGAGACAAAGUGAAAUUAUGAGAUCUGGAUUCUUUUGGAUAGUCACCGUUACCUGGAGACUAAUCAACUUUCACACUGCGCUAGAUUAUUUACUGAUGGCUAUAUUUUUCGAUCGAUUGUGGGAUUACAUGAAAAUAUUAAGAUGGUUUGGCUACAUUAUACCUCUUAUAGUCGUUUAUUUAACAGAGUUUCAUUUCCUUGAGUCUUACGCAUAUAUAUUAAGGGGCUCAUCUGGAUUUGCUAAAUGGCCGUCAACGUCGAUACAAAACGGCACCACAUUAUUUAACAUAUAAAAGUAUCACGAUGGCAAAAGAAAAUUUUAUUACUACUUGUUAUGUAUGAUAUGACAAC
Molecule: messenger RNA, 1144 nt
Organism: Ceratosolen solmsi marchali
Lineage: Eukaryota; Metazoa; Arthropoda; Insecta; Hymenoptera; Agaonidae
Product: Ceramide phosphoethanolamine synthase
Exons: 1
Coding region: 64-1086 (340 amino acids)
Source: RefSeq, a predicted model, not a curated record